Arachis duranensis is the source of this 2157-nucleotide messenger RNA. RefSeq lists its product as uncharacterized. The record is from RefSeq and is a predicted model, not a curated record. Gene Ontology annotation, cellular component: cytoplasm; chloroplast; mitochondrion. Bases 387 to 1892 code for a protein of 501 amino acids. Lineage: Eukaryota; Viridiplantae; Streptophyta; Magnoliopsida; Fabales; Fabaceae. Gene Ontology annotation, molecular function: ATP hydrolysis activity; ATP binding. The transcript has 15 exons.
AAAGACCGGAGCUUAAAGAAAAGAGGGUCCAUGCUCCAUAACCUGAGUUGGUUGAGAAUUGAAGCAUGUUUUGCUGCAACCCUCUGAGGUAGCAAGUAGCAAAUACCCAAAUCAGCAACACCGUCUCUUCUCUGAAUUUUUGAGUCAAACACUAAAAUAAUAAUAACGAAGAAAAACAGAGCAGGUUGAUAAGGCUCAGAUCACAGCCAUCGAGGGAAGGAGCCUCUCGUAUCAGUCUCAGUAUCAAUAUCAAUAUUCAUAUCCCCUUUCUCUUUCUCUCUUUUCGCGUGUUUCGCACUCUACUUCUUCUUCUUCUUCCUUCAGGAAUUCUUUGCUUCUUUCUGAGGGUUGCUGUUCUCAAUUGGAGUUGAGAGUGGUUGAAGAAGAUGACAAGCUUGGCUCGUUCUCUUCGCCGGUUGCGACCGGCGGUAAUUUGGAUCGCUGAUUUAGUUGCAGAAACACCACAUCAAUUGCAGAAGACCUCUCAUAUUCAUAGUUCAUGUCACAGAGUUCUUAAUCCUGCUCAAACCAACUUGUUCAAGAACCAUUCAUUCACCGCAUCCACAAGAGCUAUCUCAGUUCACGCUGCAAAACUCACCAAUGGAGCUGCAGAAACAAAUAGAGCAGGGCCUCUUGUGGAGUAUGAACGAAGAAUCUGUAGCGGCGAGCUAGUAGAUGGUGAUAGAUGCCAGGUAGUAACCUUGACGGAACUUCAGAGACUUUAUGACGAGCUUGUUCAGUCUGCGGAUGAAUGCCAAUUGGAUCGCAAUGUGGAAAAACCUGUAAGGAGUGGCUGGUUGUGGUCUCGUUUGCUGUCACAUCCUUCUCAUUCACCAGUAAAGGGUCUGUAUCUGUAUGGAGGAGUGGGUACUGGUAAAACUAUGCUGAUGGACCUUUUCUUUGAUCAAUUGCCCUCUAAUUGGAGGAAAAAGAGGAUCCAUUUUCAUGACUUCAUGUUAAAAGUACAUGGCCUAUUACAAAAGCAUAAGGGUUUAUCAGAUCCGCUUGAGGUUGUUGCAGGGGAAAUUUCUGAGGAAGCCAUUUUGUUAUGUCUUGAUGAAUUUAUGGUAACAGAUGUUGCUGAUGCAUUGAUACUAAAUCGCUUGUUUAAACAUUUGUUUAGCAAAGGCAUUAUUCUAGUUGCCACUUCGAAUCGUGCACCAGAUAAUCUAUAUGAGGGAGGAUUGCAGAGGGAUCUCUUUUUGCCAUUCAUUGCGACAUUGAAGGAAAGAUGUGUAAUACAUGAGAUCGGUUCAUCAAUUGACUACCGCAAAAUGACUUCAGGUGAAGAAGGAUUCUACUUCAUUGGCACAGAUUCAUCUGCCUUUCUUAAGCAAAAGUUUCAGCAGUUAGUCGGAGAAGGAACAGCUACUCCCAAAGAAGUGGAAGUAGUGAUGGGAAGGAAACUGAAAGUUCCAUUGGGAGCUAAUGGAUGUGCCUAUUUUACUUUUGAGGAACUUUGUGACAGGCCUCUUGCUGCUGCAGACUAUUUGGGAUUAUUCAAGAACUUUCACACAUUAGCACUGGAAGGCAUCCCAAUUUUCGGGCUUCAAAAUAAAUCAGCUGCACAUAGAUUUGUCACAUUAAUUGAUGUUACAUAUGAGAACAAAGCGAGGCUAUUGUGUACAGCUGAAGGAAGCCCUCAAGAGCUUUUUGAAAAAAUAGUAACAAUAUCAGAGGCUAAACAAAUGGCACCCAGGACCGCUUCAAGAUCACAGAAAAGUGAUGUCUCCGACCUUUGUGUAGACAAUGAACUCGGAUUUGCCAAAGACCGUACUAUUAGUAGAUUGACAGAGAUUAACAGCAAGGAAUACUUGGAACAGCAUGCUGCCAUGUUGGCUGAAAAGAAAGUCGACCAAGGAAGAAUGGAUCAGGAUGCCGUUGAAGCUUGAUGAAAGAGGAUUCAAAACCUCCGAAAGUUCAGUUCCUUUAAAAUUGUUGUAUCAUAUGUUGAGUGCAAACGGGAUAAAAUGAUGAGUAUUGGUUCCGACACAACAAAAAAUUUUUUAAAAAAGGAAGCACCCAUCAGCAGGCCGUUUAGUUUAGUACCUGCACAGCCAGGGAUGUUUUAGUUAGCAUAAGAGUUACAAGCAUUGCUAAAAAAAUAAUGUGCAAUUGAAUGGUUCAUUAUAAAAUUUCAAAUAAUUCCUUAUACAA